CGCACUCCUAAACCUGGUGGACCUUGACGGCGUGCUUGUUCAGUCCGCGUGACACCAGAAAUGAAGAAACACAAAGUUAGAGCUGGUGAUGUGGGAGCUAUUCAGGCAGCUGAGUCCUUUGCGGUAAUUUCAGAGGACAAGAAACCUACUUUAGAUUGCAGUCAAUGGCCAUUAUUGUUGAAAAAUGUUCAUCUUAUGAAUGUACGCGAGUGUCAUUUCGAGGCUGACACAACAGGCUACUCACCUUUACACAGGCCUCUGGAUGAAUACAUUAAGAGUGGAGUCAUCAACCUCGACAAGCCAUGCAACCCAUCAUCUCAUGAAGUUGUUGCGUGGGUGAAAAGAGCCCUUGGAGUCAACAAAACCGGUCAUAGUGGCACUUUAGACCCCAAAGUUUCUGGUUGUCUUAUUGUCUGUAUCGAUCGUGCUACUAGGCUUGUAAAGUCUCAGCAAAGUGCUGGUAAAGAGUAUGUAUGCAUAUUUAGACUUCACGAGUCCGUGGAUGAGAUCAAAAAGAUACAAAAAGCUGUAGAGGGGCUGACUGGAGCAUUAUUCCAGAGACCCCCGCUAGUUGCUGCUGUUAAGCGCCAGCUCAGAGUUCGUACAAUAUACGAGUGUAAACUUUUGGAGUACGAAAAAAGUAAAAAUUUGGGUAAGUCUUAUGAUCUUGCUCCACUAAAUUUAGGGCUAAUAAUGGUGCGCUGUGAGGCUGGAACGUAUGUUCGGACGCUUUGUGUGCAUUUGGGUUUGCUUUUAGGUUGUGGAGGUGUUAUGGAAGAACUUAGGCGGUCUAAAACUGGUUUUAUGUCUGAAAGGGACAAUCUGGUUACUAUGCAUGAUAUACUAGAUGCUAAGUGGCUUUAUGACAAUAGGCGAGAUGAGACUUACUUGCGUCGUGUUAUUAUGCCUCUCGAAAAGCUGCUGAUCAAACACAAACGGAUUAUGCUUAAAGAUACUGCCGUGUGCGCUAUUUGCUUCGGUGCGAAACUUAUGUUGCCUGGCGUACUCCGUUACGACAACGACAUCAAUGUCAACGAUGAAAUAGUCCUAAUGACUACCAAAGGCGAAGCCGUAGCUCUUGCUGUUGCACUAAUGACUACUGCAACAAUCGCGACGUGUGACCAUGGAUUAGUCGCAAAACUGAAAAGAGUGAUAAUGGAGCGUGAUCUCUAUCCUCGCCAGUGGGGUCGUGGUCCUGUUUCCAUGGAAAGGAAAAAACUCGUUGCCCAAGGUUUACUUAAAAAGUUUUCCAAAUCUGACGGUGUGACGAAUACUUCGAACUCUGUUGGAUUGAAAACCAAGAUGGAAGCAAGUGAAGCUGGGGAGGCUGUAACGCGAAUUAAAGCACCAAAUCCUUCCGACUCAAGCGACGAUGAAAUGGCAAGCAAAAAUUUGAACGAUCACGACGGGUGAGUUUAACUAAUGGCGUUCAUGAUGAACAAGCAUAUGUCUGCUUAUAUUGAUGACAUUUCUUUCUGAUUGUAUUCAACUACUCUGGUAAUCUUACUCUUAUUCUUUUCCGUUACAGUCAGGAUACGGGAGCUGAAGAAUCAUCAUCCGACGACAGUGACUGACUCCAUUUUUCAGAGCUUUAAUUAAAUUGUAUAUUUUUCCGCAAUUCAUUGUCUUCUCUUGCGCCUAAAUAUUAAUACUUGAAGAUAACAGUCGGUGGACUGACUAAGCUUGUGCACAAAAAUAAUCGUGCAACAUAUCCCCGUUACUACGAGUUUAUGAUGUAUAGGAUAUGACAAUUGUUCAGGUAUGCACGUUUAGAAUGUAAACGCAUGAUAUAUGUGGUGUUGGGGUAAAAUGUGACAUCGAGAAUACAAUCAUUAGCCGGUCCCUACCACUAUUUAAAAUAUAUCCAUAAUUAUUGUUCCUAAUACCAGUUUUCUGAAGUUGGUCGAGUCAUUUGUCGAAUCUCACACUAUCGAGUUAAAUUUACAUCGGUGGAUGUCGACAUCUUGUUAUAUCAUUAGUAAGUCGAGGUCGCAUUCACUACAUGUUCACUGAUUAUCACAAAGAGCGAGUUAGAUGGCGAAGUGUGGUGUUCACUACCCUAGAUAGUGUAAGGUUGUAUGUUCUCGCAAAAUCAAUUCCAAAAACGUAUCUGCUGGCCUGGUGUUAUUUCGCAUUUCGGAACCUGAUAUUCGCAUUCAGGGCAAUAAAUAAUGGUUAUAUCACUAUUCAUCUUCAUGAGUACUUACUAAGACGCUUCUUACGCUAUACAGAGAUGCAGUUUGGCAUAAUAGAGUAUUCUUUAGUUCGUUAGUUCAGCGUUCAGACCGAACACUGAAAUUUCUGUUGUUACGCUAAUUGCGGUCACUUUUG
Molecule: messenger RNA, 2331 nt
Organism: Schistosoma rodhaini
Lineage: Eukaryota; Metazoa; Platyhelminthes; Trematoda; Strigeidida; Schistosomatidae
Source: the annotation of a GenBank genome assembly